This is a messenger RNA of Osmerus eperlanus (European smelt), 3048 nucleotides long. It is a transcript of the gene nrl, whose product is annotated as neural retina leucine zipper. NCBI's taxonomy places the organism in Eukaryota, Metazoa, Chordata, Actinopteri, Osmeriformes, Osmeridae. Gene Ontology annotation, cellular component: nucleus. The coding region runs from base 365 to 1621 and encodes 418 amino acids. Gene Ontology annotation, molecular function: DNA-binding transcription factor activity, RNA polymerase II-specific; RNA polymerase II cis-regulatory region sequence-specific DNA binding. The transcript is spliced from 5 exons. Gene Ontology annotation, biological process: regulation of transcription by RNA polymerase II. The record is from RefSeq and is a predicted model, not a curated record.
GAGUGAGAGAGAGGGGGCAGUGACACUCAGUGACAGAAUAUACUGAAUGCUAUACUCCCUCGCAUGCGCAUACACUUUCUCUUCUCUCUCUGCCUCUAUGUCCUUCUUUCUAAGCAUGUUGGUAAAAGUCAUUCAGUCAAUUUAUCGAGGGUGAAAUGAUUACAGAAUCUCCACAUCGUUUAUCCUCUCUUUGACGAAGAACAAUAACAAAUUAGUCCUUGUCUCAGAAGCCAUCAAGUCUGUGGUUGUGUAUGGACUGUCUUGAGAGGGAGAGGAGGAUCUACACACAACCCUGACCAACGGACAUUUCUCGACAAACUAUCUCUGUAGGAAAUUAGUCCGUUUGUUUCUUUCAGCCGUGGCCAUGUCAUCUCCCUCUAUACCUAUGCCCUCCCUCCCCCCUAGUCCAUUGGCCAUGGAGUACCUGAAUGACUUUGACCUACUUAAGUUUGAAGUGAAGCCCGACACACCUCCUUUGCCUCCUCCCUGUCCACACACCAAAUCUGGCCUUCAACACAACCCCUCCAGCUCUUCUUAUACCAGUCACCCACCUCAGGACUCCAGCCUCAACUCCAGUCCCUAUAACUCUCUUCCCCCUUCCCCAACGCUCAGCGAUGCCCAGCAACCCCCCUCCUCCUCUUCAUCCCUUUCCUCGUCCUCUUCCUCAAUGUCCUUCCCCCUCUCCAUCUCAAACAGCUAUAACUCUGGUAUUAGCACAGGAUCCCAGGGCAAUGUUAAUGGCAACUCCACCCAUGGGGGUGCCCAGGGACCUAAUCCCGCCUCUCUGGAAGACCUUAUCUGGCUGGCUGCGCUGCAACAACAGUUUGGGGGGGAAGCAGGGGGACCUGCGUCCUUGCUUGGGGCACUUGGAGGAGGCCUGGAACGAGGGGACAGAGAAAGGGGUCCAGUCGGAAGUUUCCUGGGCUGUGAGGACACAGUGGAGGCUUUACUUAACUCAGCUGCUGCAGCAGUUAGCUCACAGUUCCCCGCACUCUCCCAAAGCUCCAAUAGUAACCUAGGAGACUCUGGCAGCGACAGUGGAGGUGACAUCUCCUGCGCAAAGGGAACAGAAAUAUGCCAUCGUCCUCUCCUUUUCCUUUCCUCUGCUCCUCCUUCACUCCCAAACACUACCCCCUCCUCAGCCCCCUACCCCCAAACUCCCAGCCCUCAGAGCCGACAUCAUCACCAUCAGCAUCAUCAUCAUCACCACCACCCUCAUCAUCCCAUGCAUGGCCACCAUCAUCACCAUCACCUUCAAUGUGGAGUGGAUGAGCGUUUCUCGGAUGAGCAGCUAGUGAGUCUGUCGGUCCGGGAGUUGAAUCGACAUCUGCGGGGUGUGAGUAAGGAUGAAGUGGUACGUCUUAAGCAGAAGCGCCGUACGCUAAAGAACCGGGGCUACGCCCAGUCUUGCCGCUACAAACGUCUUCAGCACCGCCAUGCACUGGAGUCUGAGAAACAUGUUCUCACACAACAGUUGGAACAGCUACAGAGUGAACUCUCUCGAGUGCUAAGGGAGAGGGAUGCCUACAAGGCUCGCUAUGAGAAACUUGUCAGUACAAAUGAGGCUUCCAAUGCUUGUGCCAACAACCAACCUUCCCCACACCCUGACUACUUCCUCUGAGGGUACCUGAAGGUCACAACAGAUAUGGAAGAAGAUGUCUACCUGAGAAAGGCAAUACAAUUAUAGUAUGACUUGGGGAAGUAAAGAAGAAGGUUGGCGUGUGUGAGUGCAUGUGUGUUUUUGGGUGGAGGUUGGAAAGCCAGGUGGUGGGGCUAUGAUUACAAAACAGGAAAUCCAGCACCCCUGAACAAAUCAGAUGAAACUUAACUUUUAGGGUUAGAAUCCAGCCCUACAGAGCUACUUAAACACUGUGAAAGUGACUGUGGCAGAAUUACUUGAUGAAAUUCCCUGCAGAGAGAUCAAGGUAUUAUGGACAAGGAGAAGAGGAACCAAUUUCUUGGCCCAAGAUCAGAUGCCAUCCUGACCAUUGAAAACCAAGUGCUGCUUUUAAUAGUUCAUAAACUAUAAAUAACGUUAUAAUAUAAUUUGUCCCUCACACAGCACAGGUCUAGGAAGUAUAGUAGUCGUGCUAUUUAUGAAGUGGUAUAGGCUUCGGAAAGUAUCUCUGGCAUGCAGUUAUAAUUUUCCCUUAAAAUAAUUUCACAGUUGCCUCCCAAUAUUUUUCUUCAUAUUUUGUUUUUAACAAAUUGUAUCAGAUUUGUUAUACAGAUAAUAAUUGAUAAAAUAAUGUUCAAGGAUUUGAGGACUUGAGGGUCUAACUGUGUAAAAACGUAGAUCAUUGCAUGUUUUUAGACACUUGAAAUAUGCUGAAAUAUCCAUACUUUUCCUGUAAAAAAUUCCAAUAGUAUGAUAUUUAUCAUGUUAACAAGAACAAGAAUAGUUGCAGUGUGCUAUCUGUGACUGAUGUAUAUUUUCAAGGAUAGGAAUAGAAAUCCCACAAUCCACUGGAUAACCUUUUACAACAUGGAGCUGAUAACUGUGGACUGUAAAGGGAUUGUUAAAAUGAACCUGUAAAAAGACAAGAUGAAGAUGUGACAGAUUUGUGUGACUGUGUGUUGUCUUCUAGCCUAAACAUUCAAUUUGGAAUGUGUUAAGAACACUUCUAUAUAAGCGUGUGACAACCGGAAUGCAAUGUAUUCCACAGAGCUGGUCACUGUGGACGUGGGUGAAAUGCAAAAACAUUUUGAUAUUCAUACAGUGGAGACCUAAGUCAAAUAUCAUGAAAAUGUUACAGAGGUUACAUAAAAUCUAGUUCCAACAAAUCCAAUUCCAGCUGGAUGCAGGUUAAUUCAUUGUUUCAUCUGUUUUAUUAAUUCCUUUAUUUACAGUAUUUAUUCACUGUUUAUUUAUGUACCUUUUUUAUUAUUUUCUUUUAUUGCUUUAGUGUGUACUUUUAUUUCGUGGUAGAUUCAAUAAUUUUCAACUUUAAAAUAGUAGCAUGAUUUACAAUGAUUAAUGCCAUUAUUAUGGUUAAACUCCUAAUGUAGUGUGGCUUACUAUGAAAUAAACAAAAUAUUUUUACCAUC